This is a messenger RNA of Arabidopsis arenosa, 3388 nucleotides long. The record is from the annotation of a GenBank genome assembly. Lineage: Eukaryota; Viridiplantae; Streptophyta; Magnoliopsida; Brassicales; Brassicaceae.
UUACUUCUUCUGAGUGUUUGAAACCCAAAGUCAAUUCUUUUUUCUGAAAUUCUCUCUACUUGCUCAAGGAAUCUUGAUAAAAUCGGUUAUGUAGACAACGACGAAAGGAACCUUAAGGGGACCUCAAAGACGCUUGGUCUUGCUGGUUCUUGAAGUACUUCAACAUCAAAGAACAAGUCACUGAAUAAUUUGAUUGGUAGGCUUUGGUGGAUACAAGAGAAAGAGAUUGUUUUGAUAUGGAAGGUGGUCGUGGUGGUGGAGAUGGCAAUUUCUUACCCAACUCUAACUUUGGUGCAUUCUCUGAGUCGGCUAUGGAUAUGGAUUUCAUGGAUGAACUCUUCUUUGAUGGAUGUUGGCUUGAGACAACAGAUGGUAAGAGCUUCAAGCAGACCAUGGGACAACCAGUUUCUGAUUCUACCAUCAUGAAUGAUAACAACAACAACUCCAACAACAACAACUCUUACCUUUACGGUUAUCAAUAUGCUGAGAACCUUUCACAAGAUCAUAUAUCAAAUGAAGAAACAGGGAGAAAGUUUCCUCCAAUAACACCGAGCUUUCUCAAGAUCGAGGAUCUCUCCAAUCAGCCGAUGAAUCAAGUACCUUUUGACCAGUCUGCAGUUAUGAGUUCUGCGCAAGCAGAGAAGUUUCUCCUUGAAGAAUCUGAGGGAGGAAGAAGAUAUUGGAUUGCUCCAAGAACAAGCCAAGGUCCUUCUUCAUCAGUGAAAGAUAGAUUAGUACAAGCUAUAAAGGGUCUUAACGAGGAGGUGCAAGAUAAAGACUUCCUCAUACAGAUAUGGCUACCAAUUCAACAAGAAGGCAAGAACUUUCUCACAACUUCGGAGCAGCCACACUUCUUUAACCCGAAAUACUCGAGUCUUAAAAGAUACAGAGAUGUUUCAGUGGCUUAUAAUUUCCUGGCUGAUGAGGAUUCUAAAGAGUCUGUGGGUCUCCCCGGUCGUGUUUUUCUUGGGAAAUUACCUGAGUGGACACCUGAUGUGCGGUUCUUUAGAAGCGAAGAGUAUCCGCGAAUCAAAGAAGCAGAGAAAUGUGAUGUUCGUGGAUCAUUAGCCCUUCCUGUGUUUGAAAGAGGUAGUGGUACUUGUUUGGGUGUUGUUGAGAUUGUUACAACAACUCAGAAGAUGAACUACAGGCCAGAGCUUGAUAAUAUUUGUAAAGCUCUCGAGUCUGUUAAUCUAAGGAGUUCAAGAAGCUUGAAUCCUCCAAGCAGAGAGUUUCUGCAGGUCUAUAAUGAAUUCUACUAUGCUGCAUUACCUGAGGUAUCAGAGUUUUUGACAUUGGUCUGCAGAUUAUAUGACCUGCCUCUGGCUUUAACGUGGGCACCGUGUGCUCGGCAAGGCAAAGUUGGAUCCCGCCAUUCUGAUGAGAACUUCUCUGAGUGUGUUUCAACUGUAGAUGAUGCUUGCAUUGUCCCUGAUCAUCAGAGUCGUCAUUUUCUAGAGGCAUGUUCUGAACACCAUCUGCUUCAAGGGGAAGGCAUUGUGGGAAAAGCAUUCAAGGCAACCAAACUGUUUUUCGUGCCCGAAGUAACCACUUUUAGCAAGACCAACUACCCUCUUGCACACCAUGCUAAGAUCUCCGGUCUACAUGCUGCUCUAGCAGUCCCGUUGAAAAACAAAUUCAAUAGUUCGGUUGAGUUUGUGUUGGAGUUUUUCUUUCCAAAAGCUUGCCUUGACACCGAAGCGCAACAAGAAAUGCUCAAGUCACUGUCUGCGACCCUUCAGCAGGAUUUCAGGAGCUUAAAUCUUUUCAUUGAUAAAGAGCUUGAGCUAGAAGUUGUAUUUCCCGUUAGAGAGGAAGUAGUUUUUGCAGAGAAUCCACUUCUUAACGCAGGAACCGGAGAGGAUAUGAAACCUUUGCCUUUGGAAGAUAUUUCUCAGGAAGAUUCUUCAUGGAUCUCCCACAUGAUAAAGGCAAAUGAGAAAGGUAAAGGCGUGUCACUUUCUUGGGAGUACCAAAAAGAAGAGCCAAAAGAAGAGUUUAUGCUUACAUCUGGAUGGGAUAACAAUCAGAUUGGAUCAGGCCACAAUAACUUUCUUUCAGAAGCUGAGCAGUUUCAGAAGGUGUCAAAUUCAGGACUCAGAAUCGACAUGGAUCCAAGUUUUGAAUCAACUUCCUUUGGUGUGGGGCAGACAUUACUAGGCAGUAGAAGACCAGGUGAGAAGAGAAGAACAAAAACAGAAAAGACAAUUGGUUUAGAAGUUCUUCGACAAUACUUUGCAGGAAGCCUCAAAGAUGCAGCCAAGAGCAUUGGUGUCUGUCCAACUACCUUGAAAAGAAUAUGCAGACAACACGGGAUAACACGGUGGCCUUCUCGGAAGAUCAAGAAAGUGGGGCAUUCAUUAAAGAAACUCCAACUUGUUAUAGACUCUGUUCAAGGUGUUCAAGGCUCUAUCCAACUUGAUUCAUUCUACACAAGUUUCCCAGAAUUAAGCUCCCCACAUAUGUCUGGUACUGGCACUUCCUUCAAGAAUACAGACCAGUCAAGGAAUCUAAAUGCUCAAACCGAGAAUGGUGUUUCAGUACAGGGGACUGCUGCAGCUCCAAAGUCACCACCAUCAUCUUCUUGUAGCCACAGCUCUGGAUCAAGCACAUGUUGCUCAACUGGAGCUAAUCAAAGCACCAACACCGGAAAUACCUCAAAUACUGUAACCACUCUGAUGGCUGAAAAUGCUAGCGCGAUCUUGAAGAGAGCUCGUAGCGAGGUGAGACUGCAUACCAUGAAUCAAGAUGAAACAAAGUCCCUGUCUAGAACCCAGAGCCACAAAACAUUCAGUGAACAUCCUCUUUUCGAAAAUCCACCUCGGUUACCGGAGAAUAGUAGCAGGAAGUUGAAAGCUGGAGGGGCCUCAAAAGUGAAAGCCACAUUUGGUGAGGCCAAAGUACGGUUUACUUUGCUCCCUACAUGGGGCUUCAGAGAGUUGCAGCAUGAAAUUGCUAGGCGUUUUAACAUAGAUAAUAUUGCACCCUUUGAUCUAAAGUACCUGGAUGAUGACAAGGAAUGGGUUCUUCUGACAUGUGAAGCGGAUCUCGAGGAAUGUAUCGACAUUUAUAGAUCAUCACAGAGCCGCACGAUCAAGAUAAGCGUUCAUGAAGCUUCUCAAGUCAAGCUGGGAGGUUCUUUUGGUAGCAUCGGUCUUGGUCCUUCGUUAUAAGCAAUCAGGUAAAAGGUUGUCACCUGCAAGAAAAGAGCAGGAGAUUCGACUAAUUUACUAGUGUGUUAGAAAAAUAUUACUCACCAUUUGAUAGCAAUAGGGCAUCUCGUUUGUAAACAUAUUUUCAGUGCCCCCAUUUUGCAAGCAGCAAGUAGUGGACUGGUUUCCUGCAUCGGCUUAGCAGAUUUUUUGUAUAAUAAGGCGAUGCGUAUACC